Parnassius apollo (apollo) is the source of this 1164-nucleotide messenger RNA. The record is from the annotation of a GenBank genome assembly. Lineage: Eukaryota; Metazoa; Arthropoda; Insecta; Lepidoptera; Papilionidae.
UUGAACCUAAAGCGUAAAGAUUUACAAGGAGAAUCUUUAGAUAAAGAAAACACGCCAGUAAAAAUAAGAACUCCUGCAGUGAAAGUAAAGAGUAAUGAUAAGGAGUUAAUCAAAAACAAAAAACAACAGAUUACUGUAAAAUUUGAAUUUCCAAAUAAAACAGCAUUUGACAUGAAGAACAAAACCCACAAACGACAAAAUAAGGUGGAUACAUCACAGACAGACGACUUCGAAAGCAAGGGUCAGCAAACAAGCAGUGGACAAGCCGCGAAGAAGCUUGCUAAUUGGCAAUGGGCUGAACAGAUGUCGUUCAUAGAUUCAUCCACAAACUUGAGACAAACUGAAAGUACACUGGAUACCAGUACUAUAUCUAUAGAGAAUGAUUAUGAAAAUUCUGCAGAAGCCGAACAGGUUUCAAAUAAUGAACAGAACGAGCUCGUCGUUCAAGAACUGGAGACAGCACGGUCUACAGCUGAAACUACAGCUGAAACUGCAACUGAAGUAUCCCGGAGAAGACGACGCCGUGUAAGCAACGACGAUCCUGCUGAGAAGAUUAUAAAUUAUUUAAAGACUCGAAAAUCGGGUACUACGGACAGAAACGCUACAGAAAAUCUUGUCAAAAUACCGUGUGAUCGAAUGGACAUCGAUUUUUUAGGUUAUGCCCAUACUGUAAAGAAAUUUUCUCUACGAAAGCAAGCUAUUAUUAAACUUCAAAUAACACAAAUUAUAACUGAGGCUCAACUUGAAGAAUUGAAUAAUAGCCGGCCUAAUUCUAAUUUCAGCAAUGCUUCAUCCUCUAGUACUCCCAAUUUUUACUACGUCGAUAACGACUGGAACAUUUCAAGAUCGACACCAUCUGAAGAACUGCAAACACAUUCCAUCCCAGACACUCAAAACGUUUCAAAUGCACAGAUACACAUACCUAAUACUCAAACAAAUUCUGUCCCAGACACUCAAAACGUUUCAACUGCACAGAUACAUAUACCUAACACGCAAACACAUUCAAUCCCAGACACUCAAAACGUUUUAACUCCUACACUGAUACACAUACCCAGUGGCAGAAGAAUUACACACACCCAAGUAUCACGACAACAAAAAAACGAGAACACAACACGACAUCAAAAAAAUAUACAUGAAUUUCUUUGUAAUUGGAAUGAACCGUGA